Molecule: messenger RNA, 2176 nt
Organism: Carica papaya (papaya)
Lineage: Eukaryota; Viridiplantae; Streptophyta; Magnoliopsida; Brassicales; Caricaceae
Product: protein DETOXIFICATION 24-like
Biological process (GO): xenobiotic detoxification by transmembrane export across the plasma membrane
Cellular component (GO): membrane
Molecular function (GO): xenobiotic transmembrane transporter activity; antiporter activity
Source: RefSeq, a predicted model, not a curated record
ACCCAUUGAGGAAAGCUUCUUAAUUUGGUAUUAUUGUUGGGUUAAUCUUGUGUUUCUCGUGAAAGAAAAUCCACCACGUUUCCGCUUAUCUCGAGUUGGGAUUCUGAUUUUUUUUUCCCUCUAAAUCAUUUAUAAUAUUCACUCAUUCUUCCUCUCUCACCGCCCAUAUGAUCUUUAUCUUAAUCUGAGAAACAUCAACCUAAGUAUUUACAUUUGUAUAUAUUAUUUGUGUGUUUUUGUGAAUACCCAUUGAGGAAAGCUUGGUAAUUUCGUCUGUUGUUGUUCAGAGAUGGAUGGGUCAGGGUUAGAGGAGAGACUGGUUGAGGAAGGAAGAAGCAGAGAUGGGAAUGGUGAUUUGAAGAAGAGGGUUUGGGAGGAAUGGAAGACAUUAUGGAGAAUUGCUUUGCCGUCAAUUAUUUUCAGAGUUACGGCGUUUGGAAUCAUUGUGGUGGCUCAGUCGUUUCUCGGCCAUGUUGGGGAGCUUCAUCUUGCUGCUUAUGCACUUUUGCAGACUAUUUUUCUCCGCUUUAUAAAUGGCUUACUGGCGGGCAUGUCGAGUGCAACCGAAACACUAUGCGGACAAGCAUAUGGAGCCGGCCAAUAUCAUAUGAUGGGAAUUUACUUGCAAAGAUCAUGGAUUGUUGAUGGUGUCACAGGAAGUUUAUUUAUUCCUCUCUUCAUUUUUGCAACACCAAUUUUAAGAUUCCUUGGUAUGGAAGACGACAUAGCAAGAGCAGCUGCGGAUAUCUCCCCAUGGUUCAUACCCUUUCUAGGCAGUUUGAUGUUCUCCAUGACUAUCCAGAUGUACUUACAAGCUCAAAUGAAAAACUUGAUCAUAGGAUGUGUAUCUGCUUUUUCGUUUGCGCUCCAACUCUUCUUGUCCUGGAUUUUUGUGACCAAAUUUUCUUGGGGAGUUGCCGGUGCAAUGAGUGCAAUGAACAUUGCUUCUUGGUCUUUGGUUCUUGGAGAGUUUAUAUAUAUAUUCGGAGGUUGGUGUCCGGAUACGUGGACCGGAUUUAGUAAGGCUGCUUUCUCUGAUAUUUUCCCUAUAAUGAAGCUCUCAAUUUCGUCUGGUAUUAUGCUUUGUUUAGAGGUCUGGUACUUUGGGAUUCUGGUCUUAAUGGCAGGAUAUAUGAAAAAUGCAUCAACUGCAAUAUCUGCUUUCUCCAUUUGCCAAAAUAUCCUGGCAUGGGAAUUGAACAUGUGUCUAGGGUUCCUAGGUGCAGCAUGUGUGAGGGUAGCAAAUGAACUGGGAAGAGGAGAUGCUAAAGCUGCAAAAUUUGCAAUGAAGGUCAAUCUCUGCACUUCGAUAUGUAUCGGAGUUGUAUUCUCUAUUCUAUGUUUAGUCUUUGGUCGUCGGCUUUCUUAUCUUUUUAUGAGUGAUGAGCAAGUUGCAGCAUCUGUAUCGAAUCUCUCUUUUCUGCUUUCUAUCUCAAUCCUACUUAAUAGCGUUCAGCCGGUGCUAUCAGGCGUGGCGGUAGGUUCCGGGAUGCAAAGUUUAGUUGCAUUUGUGAACUUGGGAUCCUAUUAUGGAAUUGGCAUACCUAUUGGAGUUUUACUUGGAUAUGUUGCCCAUCUUCGAGUUGAGGGUCUGUGGAUUGGAAUGCUGUGUGGGGUUGCAAUGCAAACACUUGCUCUUUCCUUUAUUAUAUACAGAACCGAUUGGGAAUACCAGGUGAAGAAGGCAUCGGAACGUUUGAAUAAGUGGGUUCUGAAACCAUCAAAUGGGUCUGGUUAUAGCUUCAUGCAUGCAUGAAAUUACAUGUAAGAAGGAUUUUUUUUUUUCUUUUUCUUUUUGUUUUCCAGAAAGGAAUUUGAUAAUGUGGGUUUGAAGUCUUCAAUUAAUAUGAAGAGUUGUGAAAUGAAAUUCUCAAAAAGAAUUGCAUUUACAUUAAUGGGCUGGCUAACUAGAGAUAGGCUAGGCCGAGUCCCGUUACAACAGACGAGCUAGGCGUAGGUAACUUGGGCCAACUGGUUGAAUUGGGCUUGGCCUGUGCAAAUUGAGGCCUCGAGUCUGGGCCUUAUGGAGACUGGGCCCUUUUCUCUAAAACCGAUUCUCUCUUUUUUCUUUUUUCGGUUUUUAUUGUUUCCAACAAUUAGUUACAAUGAUUUUUGUUUUAUCUUUAUCAAGUAAAACUACAUUGUUGUCUAUCUUAAUCAUCGGUGUUUGAUUGGA